Molecule: messenger RNA, 1280 nt
Organism: Chara braunii
Lineage: Eukaryota; Viridiplantae; Streptophyta; Charophyceae; Charales; Characeae
Source: the annotation of a GenBank genome assembly
GCGUAGACUUUCUCGGGGGGAGAGGGCAUCCGCAACGCGGUUGCUUUUGUCGGGGGUAUGGCAAAUGGUGAAUGUGAACUGGGCAAGGAAGUCUAGCCAGCGGGCUUGGCCUGGAGUGAUAUCUUUCUUGGAGAGGAUGGAGGAGACGAUGGUGUUGUCAGUGCGGAUGGUGAAGUAUUGCCCGUCGAGGGUGAGUGGGCAAGUCCUUGAUGGAGGGGGUCUCGGUGGUGUUGCGGGGGAAAUGUUGGGACAGUACGGCUCCAUUGGCGAAGUCGGAGGCGUCAGUGGUGACAUAGAAAUGGCAAAUGGGGUCGGCGAUCUCAAGGACAGGGGCCGUGGUGAUGCUUUGCUUGAGGGUCCAUACGGAUGCCUUCAGCGGAGACGAUGUGGCCGAGGUAUUCGACGCUUGAAGCGGCAUGGCGUAGAAUUUUUGCUCUUGGAGGAUCGAGAGGACUUGGCAGAGGUAUUGAAGGUGGGACUCGAAGGUGGGGCUGAAGACAAGGAUGUCAUCAAGGUAGACGAUGACGCGGACUUCGAGGAGGUUGCGGAAGAUGUGGUUCAUGGAACCGAGAGAGGAAGGCGGUCUUGUGGGUGUCCUCCUCGCGGAUACGGAUCUGGUGGAAGCCACUGCGAAGGUCGAUCUUGGUGGUUUGUCGGUGACCCAAUUGGCGACAACGGAAGCAGCCCCAUUUGCUUGGAGGUAGGUGCACUCCUCGGGGAUGAACGCAAAGUCGGGAAUGACGGUGGUGGGGAGGUCGUGGCGGAGGGAACGGACAUAUUGGACGAAGCGGUCCGUGGGACCGGUCUGGCGGAGGUGGCAGAAUUGUUCAAGGUAGUCAUCAAUGGUUUUCUGGGGGCUAAAAGUGGCAGUGAGAAGGUUGGCCCAUUGGAAGAAGGUGUGACGUGGUCCUCUGGAGGCUCGGCGGUUGCUGACUUCAGCCAUCCACCAUUUGGCGGCAUUGCCGAGGAGGCGGGAGGGGGCAAUGGGGAGCCAGUGGGCAAGGUGCAGGUGGUGGAGGUGAAAAGAGUUUUGGAGCUGGAUGGAGUGGAUGCGGUGGCUGAGGCGACGACUGCCGAUGAGGUGGAGGCAGACACGGCGGCAGCGGCAGCGGCGGCGGCGACGGCGGCUGCGCGUUGGGAGGUCUUGGUUUGGCAUGGUGGCAUGUGGAGAUGUAGGUGUGGCAGGGGUGGGGGUGGGGAGGGUAUUUACAACAUGAAUUGAUUUAUUCAAAAAUAAGUAAAGGUUUUUGCCAAAACGAUAAUGAAUAAAAUGAGAAUUA